AUGUAUGUCUGGAUCAGAAAAUUUAACCAGGUUCACAAAAUUGCCCCCGACUACACCGGUAAACUUCAGAGCAAGGAUUCUAAUUCAGACAAUAAGCCAUCCUAUCCACCAGCUGUAUUUCUUCCGGCUAUACAAAUCGUCUGUAAAGGCGCUUCCCACUACGGCCUGACCAAAGACAGGAAGAGGCGCUCUCAAGAUGGCUUCCCGGAUGGCUGUGCGAGCCUCACGGCAACAGCACUCUCCCCAGAAGUCUCUGCAGCUGCCACCGUCUCCUUAAUGACAAACGAGCCUGGCCUAGACAACCCUGCCUACGUGUCCACAGCCGAGGAUGGUCAGCCAGCAGACGGCCCACUGGACUCUGGCCGGAGCAACCGAACUAGGGCACGGCCUUUUGAGCGAUCCAGUAUCAGGAGCAGAUCUUUUAAAAAAAUAAAUCGAGCUUUGAGUGUUCUUCGAAGGACAAAGAGUGGAAGUGUAGUUGCCAACCAAGCUGACCAGGGCAGAGAAAAUUCCGAAGGCACCGCUGCCUCCGAAGUCUUUCCAAGGUUGUAUCACCUGAUUCCAGAUGGUGAAAUUACGAGCGUCAAGAUCAAUCGAGUGGAUCCCAACGAAAGCCUCUCCAUUAGGCUUGUGGGAGGCAGCGAAACCCCACUGGUCCAUAUCAUUAUCCAGCACAUUUACCGUGAUGGGGUGAUUGCCAGGGACGGCCGGCUCCUGCCAGGAGACAUCAUCCUGAAGGUCAAUGGGAUGGACAUCAGCAACGUCCCUCACAACUACGCCCUUCGCCUCCUGCGGCAGCCCUGUCGUGUGCUGCGGCUCACUGUGCUGCGAGAGCAGAAGUUCCAAAGCAGGAGCAAUGGACAGGCACUCGAUGCCUAUGGACCCCGCGAUGACAGUUUCCAUGUGAUUCUCAACAAAAGCAGCCCUGAGGAGCAGCUUGGAAUAAAACUGGUGCGCAGGGUGGAUGAGCCCGGGGUCUUCAUCUUCAACGUGUUGGAUGGUGGGGUAGCAGACCGACAUGGUCAGCUGGAGGAGAACGACCGUGUGUUGGCCAUCAAUGGACAGGACCUUCGGUACGGCAGUCCCGAAAGCGCAGCUCAUCUGAUUCAGGUGAGUCACGGGGCAUUGCCAAGAUCUCGGCUGGAAACUGCCAUCAGGAGUGGUAUACUCAUUUACCUGCCCUACCUGCCAUGUUACUACCACAUGUAACGU
This is a messenger RNA of Panthera uncia (snow leopard), 1212 nucleotides long. RefSeq names its product E3 ubiquitin-protein ligase LNX-like. Gene Ontology annotation, cellular component: cytoplasm. NCBI's taxonomy places the organism in Eukaryota, Metazoa, Chordata, Mammalia, Carnivora, Felidae. Gene Ontology annotation, molecular function: protein binding; ubiquitin-protein transferase activity. The transcript has 5 exons. Gene Ontology annotation, biological process: ubiquitin-dependent protein catabolic process. The coding region runs from base 1 to 1209 and encodes 402 amino acids. The record is from RefSeq and is a predicted model, not a curated record.